Messenger RNA from Saccharomyces paradoxus, 750 nucleotides. RefSeq names its product mitochondrial 54S ribosomal protein uL10m (gene MRPL11). Gene Ontology annotation, biological process: translation. The record is from RefSeq and is a predicted model, not a curated record. The transcript has a single exon. NCBI's taxonomy places the organism in Eukaryota, Fungi, Ascomycota, Saccharomycetes, Saccharomycetales, Saccharomycetaceae. The coding region runs from base 1 to 750 and encodes 249 amino acids. Gene Ontology annotation, cellular component: mitochondrial large ribosomal subunit. Gene Ontology annotation, molecular function: structural constituent of ribosome.
AUGUUGCGUUUGAGAUUUAUGCCUGGAUGGAUCCCCAGAAAUGGGUUUUUUGUUUUGAAAGAGACAAUUAGUGCGGCACAUAAGAGAUCUUAUGCUCUGGCUUCUGAACAACCCUCAAGAAAGACAGUAAAACCGCUGGACUCAAGGAAGACGUUUCUCAUCGAUACAUACAAACAUUUAAUGGAAAAGAGUUCCAUGGUUCUCUUCGUCCAUUACAAUAAUCUUUCUAAGACAGAAGAUCACCAUUUCAGAUUCAAGAUUAAACAGACAGGAGGGAAACUCACGAAGGUAAGAAACAACUUGUUCGAAGUCUACUUGAGAAAUUCACAUCUACCCGAUCCAUGUGGCUUUGUGAGGCGCAAAGAACAAAACUGGAAACACCCCCUCUUGCCACUAUUGAAGGGUCCCACGGCCACCAUUACGUUCGAAGACACUAACCCCCAGCAAAUUGCCAGGCUGUUGAAAACCUUGCAGACAGCACAAGACAAGUUGUUGGUGAUUGGUGCCAAAGUGGAAAACGAAGUUCUGGACGUGGAAAAGAUAAACACUUUUAAGACUCUCCCCACAAAGCCGGAAAUGCAAUCCCAGUUAGUUAGCGUUUUGCAAAUGCUCAGUGGGUUGGGGUUGGUUCGUACAUUGGAAAAAGGUUCGAAUGCGCUUUAUUUGACACUAAAAUCUCACCAUGACAACCAAAAACCCAAGGAGGAUGUGGAGACAAGUGCGGACGCAGAAUCAAAGGGAUCAAAGUAA